AUGGAAAGAAUAGAAGGUCUUAAUUCCAAUGAAAAAGCAUUUUACGAAGCCAUUCAGUCUAAAAUUGUUGAAAAGGCAUGCAAGGCAGCUCCUGAAACACCAUUAAGUCGAGUUCUUCAGGAUUCCGUUGAUUCAUAUUCCAGACUUCACUGGAUUCUCGAGUUGAACGAAAGAUUCCCAUCAUUCAAACAUGAUGAUUACGAAUCAAUGGAGAAUACAUUUGGCCCAGAUCUUACUGCAAUGCCAAGAUAUCGUUUUGCUUCUCUUAAACCAAGCAGAUCAUCCCGCACAUCAGAAAAUACAACAAAGAGAUUGAGCGGCGCUAAUUUGUUUGUUAAAGAAAAUACAGGAACUUUGUCAGAGCGUAUGGCAGCUUGGAAGGCAUUACCAGAAGAUCAAAAGGCCAAAUACAACGAGAGAGCGAGAAAAUUGUAA
Trichomonas vaginalis G3 is the source of this 435-nucleotide messenger RNA. RefSeq lists its product as uncharacterized. NCBI's taxonomy places the organism in Eukaryota, Parabasalia, Trichomonadida, Trichomonadidae. The record is from RefSeq and is a predicted model, not a curated record. The coding region runs from base 1 to 435 and encodes 144 amino acids. The transcript has a single exon.